Molecule: messenger RNA, 3051 nt
Organism: Pteronotus mesoamericanus
Lineage: Eukaryota; Metazoa; Chordata; Mammalia; Chiroptera; Mormoopidae
Gene: NMD3
Product: NMD3 ribosome export adaptor
Exons: 16
Coding region: 122-1633 (503 amino acids)
Biological process (GO): ribosomal large subunit export from nucleus
Cellular component (GO): nucleus; cytoplasm
Molecular function (GO): ribosomal large subunit binding
Source: RefSeq, a predicted model, not a curated record
UUUCUCGCGAGACCUUCACUGUCCUGUGCCGGCUCUAGUGGCCGUUGGAGUGGGUGGAAGGGGCUCCUUGUAUUGUGGUUUUUCGGCGAGUCCUGGUCCUGCUCAGAGGGCAUACAGCACAAUGGAGUAUAUGACAGAAACCACCGACCGCACCCCUGGACAUAUCUUGUGCUGCGAAUGUGGUGUUGCAAUUAGUCCAAAUCCUGCCAAUAUUUGUGUGGCCUGUUUGCGAAGUAAGGUAGACAUCAGUCAAGGCAUUCCGAAACAGGUCUCUAUAUCUUUCUGCAAACAAUGCCAAAGAUAUUUCCAGCCACCAGGAACUUGGAUACAAUGUGCAUUAGAAUCCAGAGAACUUCUUGCUCUGUGUUUGAAAAAAAUUAAAGCCUCUCUGAGUAAGGUCCGGCUUGUAGAUGCAGGCUUUGUUUGGACAGAGCCCCAUUCUAAGAGACUUAAAGUUAAACUGACUAUUCAGAAAGAGGUGAUGAAUGGUGCUAUCCUUCAGCAAGUGUUUGUGGUGGAUUAUGUUGUUCAGCCCCAAAUGUGCGGAGAUUGUCAUAGAGUAGAAGCUAAGGAUUUCUGGAAGGCUGUGGUCCAAGUCCGGCAAAAGACUUUGCACAAAAAAACUUUCUACUAUCUGGAACAGUUAAUUUUGAAGUAUGGAAUGUAUCAGAAUACACUUCGUAUCAAAGAGAUUCACGAUGGACUGGAUUUUUAUUAUUCUUCAAAGCAGCAUGCUCAGAAGAUGGUAGAAUUUCUUCAGUGUACAGUCCCCUGUAGGUAUAAAGCUUCACAGAGACUGAUCUCUCAGGAUAUCCAUAGUAACACAUACAACUACAAAAGCACUUUUUCUGUGGAAAUUGUUCCAAUAUGCAAGGACAAUGUUGUUUGUCUGUCUCCAAAACUGGCACAAAGCCUGGGAAAUAUGAACCAGAUUUGUGUGUGUAUUCGUGUAACUAGUGCCAUCCAUCUCAUAGAUCCAAAUACCCUGCAAGUUGCAGAUGUUGAUGGGAAUACAUUCUGGAGUCACCCUUUUAAUAGUCUGUGCCAUCCCAAACAGCUGGAGGAGUUCAUUGUGAUGGAAGGCAGCAUAGUUCGAGAUCUAAAACGCAAAGCAGGUGCUGGAAUGAUAUCAAAAAAGCAUACCCUUGGGGAAGUCUGGGUACAGAAAACAUCUGAAAUGAAUACAGAUAAACAGUAUUUUUGUCGCACUCAUUUGGGACAUCUUCUGAAUCCUGGAGACCUGGUGUUGGGAUUUGAUUUGGCAAACUGUAACUUAAAUGACGAGCAUGUCAACAAAAUGAACUCAGAUAGAGUCCCAGAUGUGGUAUUAAUCAAGAAGAGCUAUGACCGUACGAAACGUCAGCGUCGUAGAAACUGGAAACUGAAAGAGCUUGCAAGAGAUAGAGAAAAUAUGGAUACGGAUGAUGAAAGGCAAUACCAAGAUUUCCUUGAAGAUCUUGAAGAAGAUGAGGCAAUUAGAAAAAAUGUAAACAUUUACAGAGAUUCCACCAUUCCUGUGGAAAGUGACACAGAUGAUGAAGGAGCUCCUCGCAUUAGUCUGGCCGAGAUGCUUGAAGACCUUCACAUUUCUCAGGAUGCUACUGGUGGAGAAGGCGACCCGAUGAUGGCGUAACGGGCUCCCGAUGAUCGACAAAAUAACCUUUUCUGUUUCACGUGUGCCUGCAUAUCGGAGAGGAGAAGUUUAGUUUUCAGCCUGAAUAAAUAAUGACUAUUUUGAUUGCUGUUCAAAGUGCUGAAGAAGAUUGAUGACUUUUAAAUUUUAGAUAACAAAAGCUAUGGAGAAUAUUAUUAUUACUGAUAUUUAGGCCGUUUUACGUAUGGGGUUUUAUUGGUUUGCUGUUUUCUGAGACACAAGUAUUUUCACAUAACAUUAGUGCUGGAUUUAAAAGCUUCAAAGUUUUGAUUCCUUGGAGGUUACCUAAAUCUGCAAGCAUUAAACAAGCUUUUACAUUACUUUUAUAUUGCUUCCUUUAGUGAAAAAAGGCAUAUGAAGAAUAAUUGUUAAUAUAAACUUGUUAUGCACUUUGAUUCACUUUAGAUCAGUUUAUGUCCUUUGUGGUAGGAAAGUUGGGGUUCAGUUUAUCACUGGACAUUAAGGAAGAAAGUUAAUCUUUUUUAUUAACAUCUUUAAAUUUUCUUAAAAAAAGUAUUUGUUGAUUUUAGAGAGAGAGAGGAAGAGAGAAACAUUGAUUUGUUGUUCCACUCAUUUGUGCAUUCAUUGGUUCCUUCUCAUAUAUACUCUGACUGGGGAUUGAACCACAACCUUGGUGUGUAGGGAUGAUGCUCUAACCAACUAAGCUACCUGGCCAGGGCUGUUAAUGUCUUUAAAAGUUGUCAAAUUGGAGGUUACUUUAAUUUUUAUUGCAGAAGAAAAUAUGUUUGAAUUAUUUGGAUGUGUAGCAAACAUAGACUAAUUUAAAUAUUAAAUAACAAUUUAUACUGUUGUUAUGUUUGCCUGUGUAAGCACCUUAUGGCAGUAGCUGCUUAUGUCAAAAAAUGUCUUCCUAUCAUUUCAAGGAUUUUUCCUUUUAAAAUUUUGAUGUACAAAUUGAGAAAGAAGGAGUUUUCUCUGUAAGUUCCUAUCAUUGAACACAACCAUCACAAAGAAUAUUAGAAUCUAGCAUGUAGAUGAUGAAGCAGUAAAAUUGAUGCUCAUGCUUUAUAAAACCAUGACUCAUAUUUGAAUGAGGAGAAAGAGUUGGCUUGGGUUUUGAAGUGUUUGGAGAAUGAAAUAGUAAAAUCCUGUUUCUGUGAGAUUGUACUUACUAAGUGUGCCAGAACUAAGAGCUAAUCUAAAAACUUUAAGUAUACCGCUACAUAAGGAAAUUGAGUAAAUGUUAAAUGGAACCUUUUCCCUUUUUUAAAGACUGGACUCCUUAAUUCUGAGGUUAUGAAUAAAGGCCUGAACCUUCUGUAUGGCUUCUUUUCUGUCUGCAUAUUUAAAGUUUUCACUUGUGGUCUGUAUUUACCUGUUCUAUGUCAAGACUUUGAAAAACAUGAAAAUAAAAACAUUUUCUCCAUUUUUUGUGU